UUAUAAAGCAUAAAUAUUUUUUUUUUUAAUUCUUCCACAAAGAAGAAUAUAGAAAAAGAAAUCAGAAAGAAUAUUCAAAUUGAUCAUUACUUUUUCAUUAACUCAACCCAUUGAUCGAAUAUUCGCGAUCGAUGUAGAGUCACAACAAUGACCGGAAAUGCGUUUGUGCAGAUCGCCUCUCAUGCAGGCAGGUGCUCAACAUCAUGGUGAUCCUCGGCUUCAUGUUGAACUAUAUGCUACGCGUGAAUUUGACGAUAGCGAUCGUUUCAAUGGUGACACCGGACAAUAGUAGCAGUCAACAUUCGCAUUUCAACGAAUCAUUGUCGGUGUCGGACGAGUGCACUGCCCGGACGACGAUGAUGAACAACCACACCCCGAUCGACGACACCAGGACCCCAGCGAUCCAUAUCAAUGUUAAUAGAGUUAACGAGACGGACAACGCUACUAUGCUCCUACCAUCGUUCCCCCAACGGCAGCCGGAGGAACGAGACCAGACCAAGUAUCCAUGGAACGAAUACGAAGUGAAUCUGAUCCUCGGCAGCUUCUUCUGGGGCUACAUAUGCACGGAGAUACCGGGCGGUCGACUCGCAGAAGUAAUUGGCACCAGGAAGGUCUUCGGUUACAGCAUGCUGGUAUCGAGUUUCAUCACUCUAUUGACACCAUUAGCUGGUACAUUUGGUUACGCCUUCGUUGCCGCAUUGAGAGUCAUAUUGGGAUUUAUGCUGGGUGCUACCUGGCCUGCCAUCCAGCCAAUGACUGCUCGAUGGAUUCCACCGACGGAGCGUAGCAAGUUCGUCUCUAACAUGAUGGCCUCGUCGCUCGGCGCCGCGAUAACUAUGCCGAUAUGCGGUUUCCUCAUCGACUCACUCGGCUGGGAGUCGGUCUUCUAUGUGACCGGCGUGAUCGGGAUUAUAUGGAGCGUGGCGUGGUUCUUGCUGGUGUUCGACUCACCGUCGCAGCAUCCGCGUAUCAGCGUGGAGGAGCGACGUUAUAUCGAGGAUUCGAUUGGAACGACCGCCACCAACAAGCAUUUGCCAGUGCCAUGGCGCUCAAUUGUCACCUCGGGACCUGUUUGGGCUAUUGUGAUAACGCACGCAUGCAGCGUUUUCGGUUACUUCACCAUUGUAAAUCAACUCCCGACUUACAUGAAAUAUAUCUUGCACUUCAACAUUAAGGAGAACGGCCUCUUAUCCUCGUUACCCUAUCUCGGCAAGUACAUUUUCGCUUUAUCAAUGUCCACCCUGGCCGAUUACCUGCGUCGCACGAACAAACUAUCCGUAACUGCAAUACGCAAAAUUUUCACGACAUUCGCUAUUAUAACUCCUAGCAUCCUCAUGGUGAUUCAAGUAUAUCACGGUUGCAAUCGUGCGGCAUCGGUUGCUAUAUUCACCGUCGGUCUGACGAUAAACGGCGCCGUGACGGCCGGUUAUCUGGGAAACGGUCUCGACAUCGCGCCCAAUUUUUCCGGGACCAUAUUCGGUAUUGCCAAUACCUUCAGCUCGAUGGGCGGUUUUAUUAGCAGCUUCAUGGUCGGCACCAUAACGUACAAAAAUCAGACCUACACGCAAUGGACCAUCAUCUUUUGGACCUUGGCGGCCACUUACUUCACCGGUGCGCUGACAUUUCUCUUCUUCGGCACCGGCGAGUUGCAAAAGUGGAACAAUCCGCCCAAUAGCCAGACGAGGAGAAACGGCGCUACCUUGGAAGAUGAUGUCGAAUCGGUCCCCCUCAAAAAUAAAAUAAUUUCGUAGCGUCUUGAGCGAUACGCUUUUUCUCAAACUGCUAAGACGUUACUACGAUGGAGGUGUCGAUUUAUCGCAAUGCGAUAUAUUCCAGAUGGGACAGUAUUCGUUUUUAUUAUCUUGAAAUUUUAAACCGAUCAAUUGACUUUGUAGCUUGGCAGUAGCUUGCAAAAUAUCCUUGUUUUUCACUGCCUACUAACUUUUUGCUUAGAGUUAAAAUAUGUCUUUCAAAUCGUAAAAUCGAUAAUUUAUUAUUAUCUUUCUCAUUUUAUAUUUUAUCUCUGAAUAGUAGAAUGCAAAAAAAGAAAUAUAUAGAAACAUUGAUUUUUUAAAAUGAGUUUUAUUAUAAUUAUAUCGAGUUUUCCCCUUCUUAUGCUCGCUUUCUUAGAUAUGCCAAGUUCGGAGUUGAUUGAUAUAGAAUGAUUGAGUGCAUUUUUACACUCACUUUUUACUGAUACUAAUGUAUAUUACACAAUAAGCUUACCAUAUAGUUACCAAAGGAAAGAAAGAUAAAUAAUUAAAAGUGUUUAGUUUAUAUUAAACGAUUAUUUAGUAUAAUUUGUUAAUACAUGCAAAUUUAUAAAUAAAUUUUUAGCGAGUAUCUGUCAUUUGCCUUAAAAAUAACAGCUAGGAAAGACUCAACUACAAUAUUGACUCCAAGAGAAUUUAUAUAAAAAAAAUCUUGCAGAGGAUAUAUGUUAUCAUAAUUAAUAUCCAUGUAUAUAAAUUAAUAAUAUGGCAAAUAAUAUGUUCGUACAUUUUCAAACUUUUGUCAACUGUCAAUUUUUCAAAUUUGAUUAGAGAAAAAUUGUGACUUUUGCAAUAUUUAUUUACUAACCUCAUUAAUAAAAAUCUCGGCGAUACUAGCAAUAAAGA
Formica exsecta is the source of this 2618-nucleotide messenger RNA. RefSeq names its product putative inorganic phosphate cotransporter. Gene Ontology annotation, molecular function: transmembrane transporter activity. The transcript has 7 exons. Gene Ontology annotation, cellular component: plasma membrane. The record is from RefSeq and is a predicted model, not a curated record. Lineage: Eukaryota; Metazoa; Arthropoda; Insecta; Hymenoptera; Formicidae. Gene Ontology annotation, biological process: monoatomic anion transport; transmembrane transport. Bases 204 to 1751 code for a protein of 515 amino acids.